Molecule: messenger RNA, 2347 nt
Organism: Passer domesticus (house sparrow)
Lineage: Eukaryota; Metazoa; Chordata; Aves; Passeriformes; Passeridae
Gene: CAAP1
Product: caspase activity and apoptosis inhibitor 1
Exons: 6
Coding region: 34-945 (303 amino acids)
Source: RefSeq, a predicted model, not a curated record
AGCGGCGCGCGUGCGGCGGCGCGCGGGGCGGCCAUGCCGGGCAGGAAGUCUUCCAAGGAGAAGAAGCGGCGCCGCUCGCGUUCCUGCUGCCCGGAGGGAGCCCCGGGGCCGGACGGCAGCGACAGGAAGCGGCGCAGCACCGAGUCCAGCCACGGUGCCCUGGAGGAAACAAAAUGCAAUGUACUCUCUGGAGAAAAAGUGGAAGAAGCUGAACAACCCAGUGAUAUAGAAGAAGGAGGAUUAGAUCUCACUGUGUCACUCAAACCUGUCAGUUUCUACAUUGGGGAUAAAAAGGAAAUGCUUCAACAGUGUUUCUGUGUCAUAGGGGAGAAGAAACUACAGAAGAUGCUGCCUGAUACUUUAAAGAACUGUUCCAUGGACGAAAUCAAAAGACUUUGCAUGGAGCAGUUGGAGCUGUUAUCUGAAAAAAAGCUGUUGAAGAUACUUGAAGGCAAGAUUGGAGCUGAUUCUGAUACUGACGAGGAGGCAGAUGGAGGAGACAAGACUGGAGGUGAUUCAGUCAGUCAACAGGACAACAGUAUAGACUCAACUUCUUCUCUGAGAGAAGACAGCAAGCUGGAAGGUCAGGAGUCAAAACAAGGUAAGGGAGAAGAUAGUGAUGUCCUCAGCAUAAACGCAGAUGCAUAUGAUAGUGACAUAGAAGGGCCAUGCAACGAAGAGGAUGGUCCAGAUGUGCAAGAGAGCACUGUAAGAAGUGGAGCUGGCCAGAUAGAUGACCUUCAGAAGGACAUUGAGAAGAGUGUGAAUGAGAUUCUGGGGUUGGCAGAGUCCAGCCCAAAGGAGCCUAAAACAGCAGCCUUAGCUGUUCCUCCAUCAGAAGAUGUUCAGCCAUCAGCACAACAGCUGGAGCUUCUGGAACUAGAAAUGAGAGCCAGAGCUAUUAAGGCUCUGAUGAAAGCUGGUGAUGGAAAGAAACAUCCCUGAGACUGUUCAGAUUUCAUUUUCACUAUUUGUUUUGAAGAAGGUGAUGUCUGUUCUCUUCAGUGCUACAGUGUGUUUGGGUUGGGUGUGACAUUCCUCCUUUGGACUGUGUUGUAUAUCCUGAUCUGUGGUUCAGUGGUUUUGUUGCCUUUAGUGUGCUGCUUCCAUGACAUGCACGAACAGUGGUUGAUGAGGUGUCUUCCCUGAGAUGAGGUGCCCUUGUGCUUGGGUCACCUCCUCAGGGAGUCACACCACAUACAGAGCUGUGCCAGGUACCUGGUGCCCUCCAGAAAGGUUGUUGUAGAAACUUAGAAUCAUUGAAUGGUUAGGGUAGGAAGAGAUUUGAGACUGCUUAAUUCUUCUUGGGGCCCAUCUCAUCAUAAUGUAGGUAUUCUCAGUAGAAUAUGAUGCUUUGUGUAAAAGCAUACUUAAUUUUUUAAAAUUUGAAUUCCUAAAGGAAAGGAUUUUUACCUUUCAAAUAAACAGUUGAACAUGUUGUUUUCAGAGGUAAGUGCCUGAAAGAGACAGGGCAGUUUAUUACACUGGCAUGUAGUUUUGUCAGUUUUCUCCGCUCUUAUCUUCUGUAUUAUAACUGGAGAAAGCAAAGUUUCUUCCUAACUUUUGUUUUGAAUAUUUGGCCUAAUAUUUAGCAAAUCAAACAGUUCAGAUGAUCUUGAGCUUUUGUCAUUCAAUUGAUGUAGUCAUUUCAUAUCCCCUGAAUGUAGGAAAAUCCACCUAAUUUCAGUAUGUUUUUUUAGAAACGGCAUUUAAUUUAUUUAUAAGGAUUUAAAACAUAAAUUCUGUUUUUAUCCAUUUCAAGGUAUUUGUUUAUAAAUAAAAUUAAUUCCAGAAUGAAUUGUCAUGCUAUAAUAUCUUACAACAAUAAAAUUAUUUUAAUUUUUUUACAACUAGUGCUGGCUGCUAAUCAAAGCAUAUUAAAAUAUUUGUGUUUGUUUACACAUGCAGGCAUCAUUUGUUUUUUUCUGUGAAGGUAUGAAGUUUACAAUUGUACUCUUCCUUAAGUAAAAUAAUGUAUUAUGUAUUUUUAUUCAUGAAUUUUCCUUGGUUGUUACUUAAAAAGCUGGUUACGUUCUUUGCAACAGUAGCAGAUGUAAUUUCCCCUACUAUUGUGUAAUAUUACUGCAAACCUUUGUCUAUUCAGAUAUUAUGUCUUGAAUUCUUUUAAGGUUUAUAAUUUUCUUUUUUUUCUUCUAUUUUAUCUUCCUUCUCUUUUUUCCCUUUCUUUUUUCCUGUUUCCUUUUAAAUCCUUUUCUUUAGCAAGCUUCUUGUAUAUUUCUUAAGUCUGCUUGAUUUCCUCUACAACCAACAUUAUUGUAAAAUGUUAGUGUAGUGUAAAUUUGAUAAUAAACUAAAACCUUCAUUAAAUACAGCUGAUAGAAAUACA